CAUUCACUUGAGUGAUGAGGAGAAUAAAAGAGUGUAUGGAAAAUGCAACAAUCCCAAUGGUCAUGGACACAACUACAAAGUGGAGGUGACACUGUAUGGAAAGGUUGAUCGUCUCACUGGCAUGGUCAUGAACUUGACAGACUUGAAGAAGUGCAUUGAGGAAGUCAUCAUGAACACAAUGGACCAUAAAAACCUGGAUAAGGACGUCCCAUAUUUUGCCAAUGUUGUCAGCACAACUGAGAACGUGGCUGUGUACAUCUGGGACAACAUGGUGAAGCUGCUCCCACCCAACCUGCUCUACGAGAUUAAGAUUCACGAGACAGAAAAGAACAUUGUUGUAUAUCGAGGCGAGUAAUUGCUGUUUAUUGAACUUCACUGUUUGCGUGCUGAUUGCAGUUAGUUAGCUUGAUAUAGGUUUAUAAAGACGGAUGAUAUUGCUAGCUUUGCACUUUAUAGACCAAAGAUUUUGUAGCCAAUCUAAAUGUUCAGAAUUCUUGCGGAAGUUUGAAAACAUUGGACCAAUGAUUCCCAACCUUAGUUGUGAACCCUAAUCACAGUGUGCAUUUGUGCACAGGUUGUAACCAGGUCAACCAUAGAGACAUUUUUUUUAAUAAUAAUUUAAACCUUCGUUGGUACUUAAACUCUCCACUGAAACCCUUCACUACUAAUAAACCAUUCAUAUGAAAUGUUACAUUUGCACAGUACACUUACCAACAGUGUUUCAGCUGUAACUGUAGAGGACAGUAAAAAGAUUAGAAAGAUUAUCAACAAAUAUCAUCUCAACUCUCAAUGAAGUCUGUUAGAAUUAUGUCUUUUGAAUAGAUGUUUACACUCAGACCACAUUGUGGUUCACAUCGUGAACCAGUGAAAUAAUGACAUCUAGUGGUACAAGACCGUACAUCUCUCAACUUGUUGCAUUAAACCUGAUUGUGUAGACGUUUUGCCAGUGUAGUGUUUAAAUGGUUUCUUACAAUAAAAGCAAGAUGUUUGAAAA
Micropterus dolomieu (smallmouth bass) is the source of this 994-nucleotide messenger RNA. RefSeq names its product 6-pyruvoyltetrahydropterin synthase (gene pts). Gene Ontology annotation, biological process: tetrahydrobiopterin biosynthetic process. Gene Ontology annotation, molecular function: 6-pyruvoyltetrahydropterin synthase activity. The record is from RefSeq and is a predicted model, not a curated record. NCBI's taxonomy places the organism in Eukaryota, Metazoa, Chordata, Actinopteri, Centrarchiformes, Centrarchidae. Gene Ontology annotation, cellular component: mitochondrion.